This is a messenger RNA of Ctenopharyngodon idella (grass carp), 3432 nucleotides long. RefSeq names its product choline/ethanolamine phosphotransferase 1a (gene cept1a). NCBI's taxonomy places the organism in Eukaryota, Metazoa, Chordata, Actinopteri, Cypriniformes, Xenocyprididae. Gene Ontology annotation, cellular component: endoplasmic reticulum membrane; Golgi apparatus. Gene Ontology annotation, molecular function: diacylglycerol cholinephosphotransferase activity; ethanolaminephosphotransferase activity. Gene Ontology annotation, biological process: phosphatidylethanolamine biosynthetic process. The record is from RefSeq and is a predicted model, not a curated record. The transcript has 10 exons. Bases 414 to 1694 code for a protein of 426 amino acids.
AAUGCCUACUUCCGGAAGGCGUUCUUCACGCCUCUGCAUCUCAUCCACGCCGUUUGCGCUGCCGUCGGUUAACGAUCCUUCACCAAAGUGUCUCCUCCGUUGAUGUGAUCGUUUGUUCGUCUUGGCAUUUCCUCAUCUGAAAUUAUUUAUAAUUUUUUAAAGAAUUCAACUUUUGGCUUCACACGGGCAUCUCCAGUGUAAUGCUGCGAGGAGAGAAGACAUCUUCACCACGUAAACAAAGAUCGCCAUCAAGCUGACGACGUCACUCAUAUUGUUAUCAAGCUGACGUCAUCAUCCAGCAGAAAGAUUUUAAUGGGCUGUUACAAAUCUCAUAAAUACAGUUAACUGAUCUAAUCCCAUAAACUCAUUGUGGAUUCGGCACUCACCACACCCACACAGAUCCCCAGAAAAACAUGAGCUCACACAAGAGACCUAUCCGGGCUCGGCCCGAUUCUGACACCAGUUCCUCCGUGGCCCGUGACCCGACCGCGGCAGCUGCAGAAGAGAGCUCCGGUCUCCUGACCAAGCUGAUGGAGCUUCCCAUAUCCCGUCUGUCCCGGCAGCAGCUGAAGCGGCUGGAGGAUCAUCAGUACAGCAGUGAGGGACGCUCCCUCAUGGAGCCCUUCAUGCAGGGAUACUGGUGCUGGCUGGUGAGCAAAGUGCCUCUCUGGAUGGCUCCGAACCUCAUCACUAUAGUGGGACUCGCUACCAAUAUUGUCAGCACUCUGAUACUGGUAUACUACUGCCCUACUGCCACCGAACAGGCACCAACGUGGGCAUACUUAGCCUGUGCUUUGGGUCUGUUCAUCUACCAAUCCUUGGAUGCCAUAGAUGGGAAACAGGCACGACGAACCAAUAGCAGCACACCACUUGGCGAGCUGUUUGAUCACGGCUGUGACUCCCUUUCUACAGUGUUUGUGAUCCUGGGCACAUGUAUAGCAGUUCAGAUGGGUACUCACCCUGACUGGAUGUUUUUCUGUUGUUUUGUGGGCAUGUUCAUGUUUUAUUGUGCCCACUGGCAGACGUACGUUUCUGGAACACUGCGCUUUGGCAUAAUUGAUGUGACUGAGGUACAAAUCUUCAUUAUAAUCAUAUACUUACUGGCUGCCAUUGGAGGAACAGCUUUUUGGAAAUCUGUGAUCCCUGUGAUAAAUAUCCAGGCUAAAAUAAUACCGGCUCUUUUCACUCUUCUGGGUGCCAUUUUCUCCUGCACAAACUACUUCCGGGUUAUUUUCACAGGCGGAAUGGGCAAAAAUGGAUCCACUAUUGCGGGAACAAGCGUUUUGUCUCCAUCGUUUCAUAUAGGAGUGGUCAUCACACUUGCUCUAAUGAUCUAUAAGAAGUCAUCUGUGCAGCUCUUUGAGAGACAUCCCUGUCUGUACAUCUUAGCGUUUGGGUGUGUUUCAGCCAAACUCACCAACAGACUGGUGGUUGCUCAUAUGACGAAAAGUGAAAUGCAGCGUAAUGAUCUGGCCUUCACCGGACCAGCGCUGCUGUUUUUGAAUCAAUACUUCAACAGUUUCAUUAAUGAGUACUGUCUUCUGUGGGUCGCUCUGGUGCUGUCAGCGUUUGAUCUGGUGCGGUACUGUGUGAGUGUCUGUAACCAGAUCGCCACACACUUAAACAUCCGUGUCUUCAGCAUCCAGCCUCCAUCUCCAUCCAGAGUUCAGGCAGACAGCAAAAAUCACCAUUAACCCCCGUUCCUCAAACAUCUCCAGUAGGUCACGCACUUCAGUGAAUGUAAAACACAACUCACAGAGACUGAGCCCAAAUGGCUGCAGUUACAAACUUUGUUGUCGUAAUGAAGAGAGGAUAUUUGAAGGACGAAAGGGAAUAUUAAAAAGAAUAGACAUCCUACUGUUAUAACUCCAUUCAGCUGUCAGUAUUACAAUGUUAGAUGACCAGUUUUGUUUUGCCAUAGUUUGUUUGCAAGUCAAAGAAUAGAAGAUCUGCUACAAAAGCCACAACUAUGAAUGUUCAAAGUUGUUUUAUUUUUCAGUUUUAAUGUUUGUUUUUGUUUUUGUUUUAGGUUUGUUUUGUUUUGUUUGUUUUUUUGGCCAGCAGUGGAUAAUUUAUUCCGUUAACAACCAACGAUCCAUCUGAAUGUAAUUAUCUAAUUACAGAAUGCUAUAGGUAUUAAUUGUGAACUUUUCAGUCGUUCACUGCUAAAUUAAACUUAAACGAAUUUAAACUUGCACACCAGUACACAUCACUGUUGCCAGUACAAAGCUGUGUUGUUGUCUGAGAGCUUUCAGAGAGGUAAGAGAUAACAUUAUGACAUGAAAAACAAGCCACAGGAGUUUCCAUCUAUAUUGCAGAAACAUCAAGAAAUUCACAUUUACAAAUCCUGAUCGUAUAAUGCUAAUUCAGCCUCUCAUCUGAUGUCACUCGGUUAACUAAUUUAUACAGUAUGUAUUGUUUUUCUUUCUAUGCAUAUGUUUCUUUGUGUUUGUAGUGUUUUGGAGGGAAUUAUUAUUAUUAUUAUUUAGGUAUGCCCAUGUCACUAAAUGAUAAAACUGUAUUAGAAACAGUAUUUUGAUAGUGCCAUGUUUUCCUAAUAAUAACUGGGGCCAAGAUGGACGUCUAGAAUGGUUAUGAGUUACACUGUACAUAUAUGAACCCUUAAUAAUAGAUUAUUAAAACUUAAAAAAUUGUGUUUGUGGUCUAAAUACUUUAGUAAAUAUGAUAACCUGUGCUAAUUUAUUUUUGUGCCUUUUAUUUGCCACUGUCGUUAUACUCCUAUGCACAGUAAAAGUUGGACUCAGCGAUUUUUAUAUUUUUUAGCCUCCCGUGUAAAUCAUAUUUUGUUUGUAAGUAAAUUAUGUUCAUAGCAUCAAACUCGACAAAGAUGCAAUUUCAUAUUUCUGAUUGUUUCUCAUACCAAAAUCAGUCAUUAUAUAUAUAUUUUUUUUUACCUUCAUGCCAAUUUGUUUCAGAGGAAACUGGAUUUUUGACAUAUUUCUAUUGCUAAACAAUGGAUAUUAACCCUGCAGUUCUGUAUCGGGUGCUUCCAAGGGUAGAAUAUGAACCGAGUGGCCAAGCUCCAUGUAUAUUUCUCAAAACGCAUUAUUGUUUUGCAUCUACCUCUGAGCAGUUGCUUGUAUUUUAGUCUCUUGGUGCGAGACUUUUAUUUGGUAAUGUUUUAAUCCUGUUGUGAAUGUUAUUUAAGUGGGUUUCUGUGUAUUUGUGUUUCUCCCCUUUUUUUUUUUUUUUUUUUUAAACAUCAUCCGUUCACCAGGGUCGCUCUGAGGUCAACCACAGCUGCAAUACACACAUAGAUGAAGAAAAUUAUGUCUGUCCCUGCAACCACAUUUACAUACAUGUAUUAUUUGUACUUUGACCAGGAUUUUAUUGUUUUGUUGAUUUACAGCAAAUACCUUACUUUUUAAUAGACUAAUGGUCAUGAAAUAAACAUUGUUAUAUUUAUGUUAA